GGGAAAAAUUGGAAGGGUCUUGCACUUUCUGUCGCUCGCUAUCACUCAGUCUUCUGCUGACCAAUAGUUCUGGUUAGCUCCCAAACCUCAUGAACUCCGCUUGAAAUUUGACCUCAUUUUCUCGAGAAAAAGAAAAACCCUCAGUCACAUUUCACGGGAAACGCAAAGGCCUGAGAAAGAGAGGGAAAGAGUUAGCGUGCUUGUGGAAUGGGAUCGGGCGCCGCAAUCCCCCAAUGGACCUCAGAGCCUUGCAUCAUGGGCAUCGAUGAAGCUGGCCGAGGCCCUGUUUUAGGUCCAAUGGUGUACGGAUGCUUGUACUGUGCUCGCUCGUAUGAGAAGACUCUCUCCUCUUUGAAUUUUGCAGAUUCGAAGACACUGAAAGAAGAGAAGAGGGAGGAAUUAUUUGAGAAUUUGAAGGCUGACGAAUCCAUUGGGUGGGCUGUUGAUAUCAUAGAUCCAAGGGAACUUUCGGCCAAAAUGCUGAAGAAAAAUAAGAUAAACCUGAAUGAAAUCUCACAUGACUCUGCCAUUGGCCUUAUCACUAAAGUCCUAAACAUGGGAGUUCUUCUAACUGAGGUUUAUGUGGAUACGGUGGGAGAUGCUGAGAAGUAUAGGACUAAACUGUCUGAAAGAUUCCCUGCUGUCAAGUUUGUCGUUGCAAAGAAGGCUGAUAGUCUUUAUCCAGUUGUCAGUGGGGCAAGCAUAGUUGCAAAAGUCACAAGAGACAGAGCUUUGCGGGACUGGGUGCUUGAGGAAACAGCUGAAGACUUGCACAAAGACUUUGGUUCUGGAUAUCCUGGAGAUCCAAAUACUAAGGCCUGGUUGCAACAUCACAAACACUUGGUUUUUGGAUUCCCAACAUUGGUCCGUUUCAGCUGGGGUACAUGCACUCCCUAUUUCAAAGACAUUGUUGAAGUCUCAUGGGAAUCCAAUGAAACGGAUGGAGAUGGUUCUAGCAGUGCUAAUGGCAAGCGGCAAUUGAAAUUAAGUAAUUUUGGUGUCACAAAAUCCAAAAGAAAGAUUGAAGAAAUUGAAUCAAGUGGUAAAGGACGCUGCAAAUUUUUUAUGGCUCGUAAACUUGAGCAAGUCACUCAAUUCUAAGUAGAAGGUUUGACACGUUAUGAUUUGUAUUUUUGCUUCUCUCCAAUUAUUUGCCUUUCUUGAUUCAAAUCAGAGAAUCAUUGGAGUUUUGCUUCACCGUUCUCAUUAUUGAGAAAGGCAAAUGAAAGAACUUAAACAACCUAUUGUAGUGUUCUUUUUUUUAAAAUUUAAUUUUUGACCGAGGGCGAGUAAUAUGAUGAUGAAAAAUUUCUUCCGUAUCUGUGCAAUCCAUUGUAUGUCCAUUUUGGAGUUAUAAU
Molecule: messenger RNA, 1358 nt
Organism: Prunus persica (peach)
Lineage: Eukaryota; Viridiplantae; Streptophyta; Magnoliopsida; Rosales; Rosaceae
Product: ribonuclease H2 subunit A
Exons: 8
Coding region: 208-1101 (297 amino acids)
Biological process (GO): mismatch repair; DNA replication, removal of RNA primer
Cellular component (GO): ribonuclease H2 complex
Molecular function (GO): RNA binding; RNA-DNA hybrid ribonuclease activity
Source: RefSeq, a predicted model, not a curated record